Plasmodium cynomolgi strain B is the source of this 582-nucleotide messenger RNA. Its product is annotated as hemoglobin and proliferation regulated protein HBR1. Gene Ontology annotation, cellular component: nucleus; cytoplasm. The record is from RefSeq and is a predicted model, not a curated record. Bases 1 to 582 code for a protein of 193 amino acids. Lineage: Eukaryota; Apicomplexa; Aconoidasida; Haemosporida; Plasmodiidae. Gene Ontology annotation, molecular function: ATP binding; AMP kinase activity; ATP hydrolysis activity. The transcript has a single exon.
AUGAGGAGCCUGCCGAACAUCAUCGUGACGGGCGUGCCCGGAGUGGGCAAGACGACUCUGUGUGAGGAACUAGUGGAAAUAAUAAACAAGGAAUUGAAGGAAGACCAACAGGUAGAACCAGCUAGCCAAAUGAUACAUCUAAACCUUUCCAAAGUUAUAAAAGAGGAAAGACUCUACGAAGAAUUUGAUGACCAAUUAGAUGCAAGCAUCUACAGUAACGACAUGGUAAACGAGAAAUUGGAGAAACUAAAAUUAGAAAAUGGAGGAUACAUAAUAGACUUCCACGAUGUAGAUUUCCUCGAGCAAAAGGAACUCAUCGAUCACAUUUUUUUAUUAACCACUUCGACAAAUAAGUUGUAUGAACGACUGGAAAAAAGAAGCUACUCCAAGGAGAAGAUAAAAAAUAAUAUCGAAUGCGAAAUAUUUCAGGUCAUAAAGGAGGACAUCCUCACGUACUAUAAUGACCCGUCCAUUUUUGAUGAGCUGGGGAACAACGACAUGGAACAGUACGAGAGCAACCUGCAGCUGAUCAAGGGUUGGGUACUCUCCUGGGCGAAGAGCGGUGAGGCGCUGCCACGGUGA